AUGACUUAUCCUAAAGAUGGCCUCUAUUACCUCCAAAAUUCUAGCAAGCCGGAUUGUUACGCCACCAUCCGCAGCGGCGAAGACGUACUUCGCGGAGAUACCAUCAACGGCCCGCCAAUAGAGAAAUCCCGGAAAUGGCGCCUGACCGAAGUCAACCAGUCAGAUGCUAGUGGUCUCUCUCAGUUCUAUUGCACUCUUACUCAGGAGAAGGAUAACGACACAUUGGGCGUGAAAGCCAUCAAAGACUUCCAACCUAUCUACUCCAUCGACGGCUCGCAGUCCUGGUUCCUCGACCAGGCUAGCGAGGGUUACACUAUCGGCGUGACCGGUCAUGACGGUCGGUACACUUGGCACCUCCGAGACACAGGCGAGCCGGUGUGUGCACCUCUCCUUUUUCGUAAAGUGUUUCUGCUUAACCUAGCGCAGAUCGUGAUCAGCAUUCAGGGCAUCAUGCCAUCCCAGAGCUGGAAAUUUUUACCCGCAGAAUAA
Messenger RNA from Suillus clintonianus, 489 nucleotides. RefSeq lists its product as uncharacterized. The coding region runs from base 1 to 489 and encodes 162 amino acids. NCBI's taxonomy places the organism in Eukaryota, Fungi, Basidiomycota, Agaricomycetes, Boletales, Suillaceae. The transcript is spliced from 4 exons. The record is from RefSeq and is a predicted model, not a curated record.